Molecule: messenger RNA, 4255 nt
Organism: Procambarus clarkii (red swamp crayfish)
Lineage: Eukaryota; Metazoa; Arthropoda; Malacostraca; Decapoda; Cambaridae
Source: RefSeq, a predicted model, not a curated record
GCGGCGACGGAGGACAGCCCCGCCGAUGACAACGUGCCAGUGUACGACAGCGACGGUGGCGGCCACGACGUCUGGCCUCCAGUGUUGAACAGUCGCCCCGACACCCCUUCAGUAUUACACUCUUCUCACCAGGGACAGUAUUACCGGGAACAACAUGGGUGCUCUACAAGUAUUAUGUUGGUGUUGUGUGCGGGCGGCGGUGCCAUGGGAGUGAGUCAGGCCAGGAGCAACCGCUGGUGGCGCCACGCAAGGAGUGCCUCCGUUGCAACAGUUGAUAACUGAGAGUCAGUGAGAGGCAGCGGGGCCCGCCGACCAUGGUUGGAUUUGUGGAUGGUUGGCGCGAGGCAGGACUGCACGGCCCUGGCGACCCUUGACGGCCGACCCCUACACCCUACACCCUCUUGCCACACCCACCACACACACACACACACAGUAUUAUUCAACCUCUCCACCUACGCCGUGACGCUGAUAUAAUCAUCCAGAGUGGAGGGACAGUCACUCCACCUUGGAGGUCACCGUAACGCGUCACUCAUGGGCAACUCUUCCCUGCCUGCUGGUCUUCCCGGAUGUUACCUCCGCCUCCACCCUAACCCACACUUUGUGUAUCAAGUAACCUGCUGACCUGUAUCUCUCCUGAAGGUGUUCUACCCACACUCUUGCCUGGCGCAGGCUCCGGGGCCCCGACACGAGGCCCCACGUGUAACUGUGGCAGGUGGUGGAGCGUGAGAGCCUGCAACAGUCAGUAACUAUGCAACCUGACAGCAACAGCCCAAAGUUACCCAAGAGGUAGGACGGCCCGGGAAAGCAUGGCACAGGUGACCCUCCGGAGGCCGUGAGCGGCGGCGGCCACAAGUGACAGGUGGUGGCACGAGGUGACAGGUGGUGGCACGAGGUGACAGGUGGUGGCGCUGACAGGUGGUGGCACGAGGUGACAGGUGGUGGCGCUCCGUGACGAAGGCUGGCCAAAUAUACCCGUGGCCAGUCACCGGUGGAGGCGGGGGAAGGCAGGGCGCCGCCUCCUUACAACUCCUCGCUCCCGUCAGUAAGGUUGGCACAGCGUCAGGUGUCGCACGUGCCACUCUGACACGGUUGUUGAGGGCGUGGACGGGGUAGCGGGCGGGCACGGGGGUCCGCCAGAGUGCGACUGUGGCUUCCGCCCAGUCCGCCACCGCUGCUGCCUCCGCCUGGGGCGGCCAGCGUCUGGCCUCGCAUGGCCGCGGUAAUGUUCCUACGCAAGGCAAUGCGUUACUACCGACUGUGGAUCUACACGUGCAAUGCCGUCCUGCUCGUGUCAGUGUUCGUCUUCGUGGGCGUGGCCUUGAGCGUGGCAUCGCACCCCUACCUGACACUGGUGCCAGCGCUGCCUGCCUACCACCCUACGCUUCUCUACGGCUACGUGGCACUGCUGCUGCAGGCGGGCGUCUUGCAGGCGCUGGGCUGCGUAGGGGCGCUCAGACUCUCCCAGAAACUACUCAACAUCUACUGGCUGCUCCUGCUGUUCCUGCUGCUGGGAGACGUUGUGGUGGGGCUGGUUUGGCUCUACCGCUUCUCCCACCUCACGGAAGGUCUGCGCCCCUAUGCUCGCUCCACUCUGCUCAACCACUACGGUAAGGACGCAGACGUCACGGACGCCUGGGACACCCUCCAGACGGCGGCCAAGUGUUGCGGUGUGGCGGGGCCGCGGGACUACAACACCACGUGGUGGGAGAACCGUCACCCACACGUCUACAUCAAGCUGCCGGCGUCGUGCUGCGUCAAGAACGACAGCGAGGGCGCCACGUCUGCUUCCCGCCAGUUUACCUACCCGCAGGCAGACCAGGCAGCGCGCCACGUGGACCCCUACCAGCGCGGCAAGUCCAAUUCAGACCAUUCCAAAAGUCACGCGCGCCCCGAGAACCAGCCGGGGCGUGCGUACGAGCGUAACUUGACUUGUGGGGACGCUGACGACAAGGACUACCACGCCAAGGGCUGCGCCCCGCACCUGGAAAAGUGGCUGCUGAAUUCAGCAGAGACGCUCAUGAUACUGGGCUUCUGUGUCAUAGCAUUUAUUAAGUUGUGUUUUGUGGGUAUUUUACGCUUUGAAAUACAAGAAAUGAUUCAGAAGAUAAAAGUGUUACAAGGAGAUAAUCCAUGCGUGCCGAAUCCCGAGAUCGCGGCGGCCUUGGGCAUGAUGUCGCCGGAGAAGCCAGGUGAGUGUGGCGGCCUGCUCAGCUCUGGAGGCGGCGACGGUGACGGCUCCGGCAGGGAACACGGCAGGAGAGGCGACGCCCAAGGCGACGCCGAGUCUGCCGCUGCCACACCUCUCACCCAGCCUCGCCUUAACCACCUCUCUAGCCACACUGACGGGGCGGAGUCCGACACCAACUCUCACUGUGCGCUCAUCACAGACACGCCCGUGCGCCGCCCGCAGCCUGACAAGCGCAAGCCCAACGGCAAUAACAAUGAUGUUACGGAACUGCGCGAGCUUCGACACGUACGUCAGACACAAAUAUGAUCACGACCUCCAGGCAGCCAGACUGUGAACGUAUCGUCCAAGGUCGUUACCGCAGCUUAGGUCAGCCCGAAAUAAGUGAUCUUAGGCUAGAACGUAACAGAGAUAGUGUAGAAUAUAGGAGUGAGUGUAGCCCGGUGAGGUGGCGAGUACACCCGGGGGGCGUGAGGCUGCUGCUGGUGGUGCCGGCCACUGACGGCCACGUCUCUGCCAGCGGCGCCACCUUCCUAAGCUUUAAUUACCAAGCUCCCCGGGACGUGUCUCUCGGGGUUUCUGGGGGAUGUUCCGCCAUGACACGGACGUCAGGUGACGGGUGUCCCGCCACUGACGGAGGACUACCUACGCUCUCCACGAGCGUUGAGAAAUACUCAAAGAAUUAGGAGAGUGAGAGGAGCGAAGAUGAUCAAGGAAUACGAGUGAGGUUACAGAGGUGGUUCCUGCCCGGAAAUAUCAAACAAAUCAUACAAGUUCAAAAAUGUGUUGCCAGUGGGCGCCUGAGCGCGGCCCUCGUCUCCUCCGCUGGAGGAUGUGAAGCACCAGUAAAGCCUUCCAUCUUCACCGUCUCUAAGAUCCGGCCGUAGUGGAGCCAUACGCCGCGGUGUGGACAAACAGGGUCAACCCAUCCACUCCCAGGCAUCAAGGAGCAGACAAUGGAACAUCCUCGGCUACCCUGGAACACCCUUGUGCCAUCUGGAGCCUCCUGGAGCACCCAGGCGCAGUCUGGAGCCUCCUGGAGCACCCAGGCGCAGUCUGGAGCAUCCUGGAGCACCCAGGCGCAGUCUGGAGCAUCCUGGAGCACCCAGGCGCAGUCUGGAGCAUCCUGGAGCACCCAGGCGCAGUCUGGAGCACCCAGGCGCAGUCUGGAGCAUCCUGGAGCACCUAGGCGCAGUCUGGAGCCUCCUGGAGCACCUAGGCGCAGUCUGGAGCCUCCUGGAGCACCCAGGCGCAGUCUGGAGCCUCCUGGAGCACCUAGGCGCAGUCUGGAGCCUCCUGGAGCACCCAGGCGCAGUCUGGAGCACCCAGGGCCACCAGUCACAUGCUGGAGCACCCUUACGGUCAAAAUUACAAUUUGAAACUCACAAAACAGAACACAAAUUAUUCGGACAUAAAUAAAUAUAUCAUAACUUAGGAGUGGUUAUCGUAAGCUUCAACAAGCUCUUGCUAAAAACAUGUCAAAUGUUUGGAACUUAAUGAAAAUACAAAUAGCAAAUCAGAAAGGUCACAGAAUAAUCCGGCAGACAUGAAGCUCGGUGUAUGAGUGUGCGUGUGCGUGUGCGUGCGUGUGUGUGUGUGUGUGUGUGUGUGUGUGUGUGUGUGUGUGUGUGUGUGUGUGUGUGUGUGUGUGUGAGGGCCGGAGAGCUGGACAAAGGACAGUACAGUCUAAGAUAGACUUCUGUGAUGCCGUGGUGGCGGUCCCGCCCCUUGGACGGUUGGUUUAGUUGUAAGGCCAUAAGUCGUCUGUGAUUGGUUAUUACUUAUAAAAGUGUGGUGUGGCGUGUCAGUGUGACCUAGAAGUGCCCGGGUCAAGGACCCCGCGUGUACAUACCUGACCUCUCUUGAGGUCACCACCCUCCUCCUCUAGACGUGUCCACCUACUGACUGGCUAAGAGUCAAGACACCUGCGUCUACCCUUCAAGUCUGACGUCAGUCUUCAAGUCCGACACCGCUAACUGAAGCACCUGGAAACCGCCAAAAAAAAAAGGUCCAGAAAAGUCGUUGAAACUAUUCAGACGAUGAGUCACAAUAACGGGGCUGAAGAAGUGA